CGCGCCCACAGCCCCGGCGGCGGCACGACGAGCGGCGGCCCGGCGAGCGCGCCGCCCCGCUCGGCCCUCCCGCACCGGCCGCCGCCGCUUUUCCGCGUCCGCAGUCGUCCGCGUGUCCUCCCGCACCAUGUCGGUGGCUGGGCUCAAGAAGCAGUUCCAUAAAGCCACUCAGUGUUUUGUAGUGUAUUCUGCUGAAGAGGCCACCAGCUGCCUUGUCUCCUUCACCCUUGCCUCCAGGGGACCGGCAGGAAUGACUAUCCAAAUGGUGGACCUUGCCUUCCAGAAAGUGAGUGAGAAGGUUGGAGGAGCUGAAGGAACCAAGCUAGAUGAUGACUUCAAAGAGAUGGAAAGGAAAGUGGAUGUCACCAGCAGAGCUGUGAUGGAAAUAAUGACUAAAACAAUUGAAUAUCUUCAACCCAAUCCAGCUUCCAGAGCUAAACUCAGCAUGAUCAACACUAUGUCAAAAAUCCGCGGCCAAGAGAAAGGACCAGGCUACCCCCAGGCAGAGGCGCUGCUGGCAGAGGCCAUGCUCAAGUUCGGAAGAGAGCUGGGAGAUGAUUGCAACUUUGGCCCCGCCCUUGGAGAGGUGGGGGAGGCCAUGCGGGAACUCUCAGAGGUGAAAGACUCUUUGGACAUGGAAGUAAAGCAGAACUUCAUUGACCCCCUUCAGAAUCUUCAUGACAAAGAUCUAAGGGAAAUUCAGCAUCAUCUAAAGAAGUUGGAGGGUCGACGCCUGGACUUUGAUUAUAAGAAGAAGCGACAAGGCAGGAUUCCCGAUGAAGAGCUCCGUCAGGCUCUGGAAAAAUUUGAUGAGUCUAAAGAAGUUGCUGAGUCAAGCAUGUUCAAUCUCUUGGAGAUGGAUAUUGAACAGGUGAGCCAGCUUUCUGCGCUUGUCCAGGCCCAGCUGGAGUAUCAUAAGCAGGCAGUCCAGAUCCUGCAGCAAGUUACCGUCAGACUGGAAGAAAGAAUAAGACAAGCUUCAUCUCAGCCUAGAAGGGAAUACCAGCCCAAACCACGAAUGAGCCUGGAGUUUCCAACUGGAGAUAGUACUCAGCCCAAUGGGGGCCUCUCCCAUACGUCCACCCCCAAACCUGCAGGUGCCCCAAUGGAUCAGCCUUGCUGCCGAGCUCUGUACGACUUUGAACCUGAAAAUGAAGGGGAGUUGGGUUUUAAAGAGGGUGACAUCAUCACACUCACUAAUCAGAUUGAUGAGAACUGGUACGAGGGGAUGCUUCAUGGCCAGUCAGGCUUCUUCCCCAUCAAUUAUGUGGAGAUUCUGGUUGCCCUGCCCCAUUAGGGUGUUGUGCUGACUGGCUCACCUCCUCUUGACCCAGAUAGUUAAGUGUAACCACUGCUUUGGUAAUGCUGCUUCUGACACAUCCCAAGCGCAGGCCGCAGUGGUCCGAGUUGCCACGCCCCACCGAGCAUCUUUGGCUGACUUGUGCAGUCCCACAAGGGUCAUGGUGAUCGGUGGUAUCUUCUUAGCCUGGUGGGCAUGGCAUGUGCUUUUUAAAUACCAUCUGAGACCAGCCAGUAGUCACAGAACUGCUAUUUACACAGUUCUCAGGAGGCUGUGGCUUCUUACAAAAGGACCAUGAGCCACAUCCCAGAAAAACCAUCCUAUUGAAGAUACUAUCUAUCACCCAGGGGCCUUCCCAAGGUCUCAGGUUCUCCAUUUAAGGAGAAAGAUCUUGCUUUCACAUUGCUCCCUCCCAAGUAUGUGAGUCACAGAAUUGUGGAAGAAAGCCUUACUCACCAGCAAAUUGUCUUCUGAUCUGAAUGAGUUAGUCCCUUGAUGCUAUUGGCAGAAAGUGUUGAUUGUGGGCACAACAGCCGUUUCUGACAACAGUCGCCUUUGUUCCUCCUCCUAACACCUGUUUCUGAGGUAUAGCCAGUUUUCUUCCCUCCCUGCUAAUAAAGCCAGAGGGCACUCCCAUUUUAUUUCUAAGUAAGACAAUUAGCAGUCAGCAUAUUGUGGGACAGGCUGACAGAAGAGAUUUGCCAUUGUGAGGAAUUGGGAGUAGAUACGGUUCCAAGAUGAACUUGCUUGCUCUGUAGAGAAGCCAUGUAUGUACAUGGCCAUUUCUGAAAGUAAAGGAAAGGGGAACAAAUACCUUCACCUCAGUUUUAUUUAUUAACUGUGUGUUUCAUGAAUCCAUUUGGCACAGAGACACAAGGAGAAAACACUAGAAACCAUUUUCGUGCUAGUUCAUAGACUAAGAAACAGUAACUUUCCACUUUUACCUUGUGUUCUUUGAACAUCAUUUGUGCAUAUUCUGCCCUCAAUGAGGACCAAAUAAAGAUGAUUUUUGUGCUUAGAAGUUUAAGAUGUGUGGCUGCAUAUGCAAUCUUUCCCUCAAUCCAGUCAUCACUUUCAUUUCUGCCCCUUCUUUCUCACCUUCCUGUUGUGUGGACAGUGCUGUGCGUAAGCUUAUGAGUGUUUUGUUUUGUUUUGUUGAUAUCCAUCCUUAAAGCCCUGUUAGGCACUCAGAGUUCUAUUUACCCAGCUGUACAGACGUUCAGAGAUUUAAUGUGCUGCUUCAGACCUGCCGCCUGUGGUAGUGGUUCAUGUGAAGUGAAAGGCAAAUCUUACUGCUUAAUGUAGAAAACUCUUACCAUGGGAAGCACUGCUGUUUCCAAUAAACACUGCUGAAGACAGAACCAAA
This is a messenger RNA of Manis pentadactyla (Chinese pangolin), 2666 nucleotides long. RefSeq names its product SH3 domain containing GRB2 like 2, endophilin A1 (gene SH3GL2). The record is from RefSeq and is a predicted model, not a curated record. Bases 128 to 1297 code for a protein of 389 amino acids. The transcript has 10 exons. Gene Ontology annotation, biological process: synaptic vesicle uncoating. Lineage: Eukaryota; Metazoa; Chordata; Mammalia; Pholidota; Manidae. Gene Ontology annotation, molecular function: protein binding. Gene Ontology annotation, cellular component: presynapse; glutamatergic synapse; cytoplasm.